This is a messenger RNA of Paramuricea clavata, 285 nucleotides long. The record is from the annotation of a GenBank genome assembly. NCBI's taxonomy places the organism in Eukaryota, Metazoa, Cnidaria, Anthozoa, Malacalcyonacea, Plexauridae.
AUGGAAAGUUUAGCAGACUUUUUGAGAUCCGAAGCAACUACUUUAGAUCGAUUAAGACUUUCAAGUUGUCCACCAGUUAAUACUGUGAAAUCACCUAGAGCACAUCUCAAUGUCUUGCAACAAGAAUUGAAAGGAACAGGUUUUCCAACUCAAUUCCCUUCUAAGAAAUGCAUUUUGGGAUGUGAGAUUGCGCAUCGAUUACUUGACUGUCCAAUAUACUUGCAAAAAUCAGUUAAAGAUAAUGAGAACAAAGAACUGAGACAAAGAACUGCAACAGGAAGAUAG